Girardinichthys multiradiatus is the source of this 1276-nucleotide messenger RNA. RefSeq lists its product as uncharacterized. The record is from RefSeq and is a predicted model, not a curated record. The transcript has 5 exons. NCBI's taxonomy places the organism in Eukaryota, Metazoa, Chordata, Actinopteri, Cyprinodontiformes, Goodeidae. Bases 246 to 1088 code for a protein of 280 amino acids.
CAAGGACGUAAGUAGCAUUUACACAAAUUACCAAAUAAUUUUAUUUAUGUCUGAGCUGUAAACUGUUUUUUGAACUGAUCUUUAAUUUUCUUCUUUUAUGUGCUGCAGAUACUUUAGUACCUGUGGUCACAGUCCAGCUUGGGGAACCUGUGACUUUGAAAUGUGUUUUUACUGAGAAGUUUCAGGUUGUGACAUGGGUUCAUUGGUACAAGCAGAGUGCAGGAAAUACUCUGAAAUUAAUUGCAAUGCUGCGUACAAGUACACAGCCCACUUUUGGCCCGGGAUUUUCAGCAUCAGGAUACAAAAUAACAUAUAAUGGCAACGAAAGCGACUUGAUCAUUUUGUCAACAGUUGAACAAGAUGAGGGAAUGUAUCACUGUGCUUAUAUGGACUGGACUGAAUCUACUUGGACUGGGACUUAUUUGUCAUUCAAAGAAAACUCUCAGAGGACAUCGAGCUACACUGUUAUUCAGGACAUAACAGGUUCUGAUCCAGUUCGUCCAACAGACUCAGAGACUCUGCAGUGUUCAGUCCUCUCUGUCUCUGGGAACACAACCUGUUCAGAAGAACCCAGUGUGUUCUGGUUCAGAGCCAGAUCAGAUACAUUCCAUCCAGAUAUAAUCUACACUGAUGGAAAUUGUGAAAAGACAUCAAACAAUGAGAAGAAAUGUAGUUAUAAAGUCUCUAAUGUCAGCUCGUCCAAAGCUGACACUUAUUACUGUGCUGUGGCCACAUGUGGACAGAUAUUAUUUGGAAAUAGAACAAACCUGGUAAAGAGCAGUCAAGAUAAAACAUCAAGUACUGAAUGGAUUAUCUUGUUGAUCACAUUAAUCUGCUUGGCCAUUUCUGUGACCUUGAAUAUCAUUUUUAUUUGUUACCGAACUCAAAGAUCAGCCUGUGCUGUAUAUAGAGAAAGUUCCUCUUCUCAGCCAACACACAGAGAAUUUAGCAAACCACAAGAUGGAAUUGAAAAUGGACAAGAUCAGAAUUAUGCUGCCUUACAUUUUUCUGGAGGGAAACCACCAGGAGUAAAGAAGAAACGAGAACUGAAGACUGAAGAAAGUGUGUAUUCACAACUUAAAGGAUAGGUGUUAAUACCAUUGACUCUCGGCUGAUGUAGAACACUGACAUUGUGAAUUAUUUUAGUCCCAAAAGGUAUUUCAGCGGUCUAAGUUUCAGCUUAACUUUAAAGAAAUUCAGUAAAUGUUUUCCUACGUUUUGUGUUGUUCUGCAAUUAUGUCAGUUUUAAUUCUAGUAUUCAUUAGCUGUAAGUAAA